CACAACCAAGUCAAGAAGAGGAAGAGAAAGGAGGACAACCAGUAAGAAGAAGAAGUAAGAAGAAGAAGUUGAAGUAGAAGAGGAAGAAGGAGACCAAGUCAAGAAGGAGUAACCCACAAAAUACAACAACAACCCAUAACCCACAAGAAGAACAACAAUGCCUCCUAGGAAAACUGCCCGUGUUGUUGGUCCUUCUACUGAACCUACUGCUCCACGGGAUCGUAGCUCCACUCAUGCUUCUAACCGCAAACGGUCAGAAGAGGCUAAUAGAGGAAGGGGUAGAGGAAGGGGUAGGAAUGCUGAACAAGAGCCUGCUGUACAGGAUCAGCAGGAUGAUGAGAUUAUGGCUGAUCAGCCGGAUGAUGACACUGAGGCGGAGGAGGAGACUAGUGGUGAGGAGGAGACUAGUGGUGAGGAGGAGGCUGAGGAGGAUGUCGGUGCUGACCUCGAGGCGGAGUUUGAUGAGGAGUCUGGUGAUGAGGACGAUGAGAACAGGUUGUGGUAUGAGGGAGGUCCGUUUGACCUUUGCUUGUUGACUAAGUAUGGCGAACAUAUAGCUCGUGACAUAUGGAGGUCAUACAAGCGGCCAAAUUAUGAGACUAGAGGUGUGCUCAAGACCUAUAAUCAUGGGAGGAUGUGUCAUCCUGUAGUCCAUCAUGCUCGGUACAUAAGGGGUGCGGUGCAUAAUGCAGGUUUGCGGUGGGUGAUGAAAUGCACAAGCCCGAGUGUUGACCAGAGCAUUAUUUCUGCUUUUGUUGAGCGAUGGCAUCCUGAGACGUCAUCUUUCCACUUACCCUGGGGGGAAAUGACGAUCACACUUGAAGAUGUCUCAGCAUUACUCCACUUGCCCGUAGAGGGUGAGUUCUUCUCCUUUGGUAACCCGACUAGGGAAGAGGCGGCUCCUGCGGUUGCUCAGUUACUUGAUGUGGACAUUGAGCUUGUGAUGGAGGAGUUUGAUGCUUGUAGGGGUCCACCUCUUCGCUUUAGCUUUCUCCAAGCUAUUGUGGAGAAACACGUAGAGGCCAACAAUGAAGUUCCUGCAUGCCGAGCUUAUAUGCUGCGGUUGAUUGACAUGACCCUUUUCUGUGACAAGAGCAACACAUAUAUUGGUGCUGUGUAUUUGUCUCUGUUUGAAGAUGUUGAGAAUGCAUCAAGGUGGAAUUGGGGAGCUGCCACUUUGGCUUACUUGUAUGGUCAGCUCGGGGAGGCCAGUAGGAAUGGUGCUAAGUCUGUUGCUGGUUAUUUAUCUCUUCUGCAGUCAUGGGUGUUUGCCCACUUCCCCGGAUCAUUGUUUGAGCGCAGGGACAACCCUGCCUACACACCAGACAGGCCUGUUGCACUAACUUGGGAGGCGCUUCGAGGGACUACUGAGGUUGCGCAGAAGAGGAUGAACCUGGAUACGUUUCCGGCCAGUUCUGUGAUUUGGAGACCUUAUGUAGAGCACUAUGAUCACUGGCCCUUCCCUCAGGUUGCCUUGUAUAGGGGAUUUAUCAGGCAUGCCGGGAUGAUAUUCCCAUACCUCCCAGAUCGAGUCAUCAGGCAGUUUGGCCGGAUCCAGUAUGUGCCAGAUCCCCCACCAUCGUCAGUUACGUGCCGGGAGUGUGAUCGUCGAUUUGCGCACUGGAAUGAUCACAUUUGCCAUCUGUCGGAAGAAGCUGCUUUCCCUUUUCAGACCACUGGCGAAUACACUCCUUGGUAUAUCAAGGUCUCACACCCUUACAUGGUCCCAGAUGAGUACAAAGGCGACCGCUUCGCAUUUCUAGAGGUACUGACACUUGUUUUUGCCAUGUGGCUUACAUUACGAUUAUGUGUAUGCCUAUGUGUAUAUUGA
Messenger RNA from Lotus japonicus, 1831 nucleotides. Its product is annotated as protein MAIN-LIKE 1-like. The record is from RefSeq and is a predicted model, not a curated record. Lineage: Eukaryota; Viridiplantae; Streptophyta; Magnoliopsida; Fabales; Fabaceae. The coding region runs from base 158 to 1831 and encodes 557 amino acids. Gene Ontology annotation, biological process: meristem development; meristem maintenance. The transcript has 3 exons.